AAUUCCGUAAAAGUACAGAAAAAUCGACCAUAAUCCCCUGGCAAGUGUCCAACUAAGCCAUGCUGGCGAAGAUUUUCCUGUGUUAAAAAUAAUCAUGUGCAUUCCCCACUAAAAAGUUAUUUAUAUUAGUCGAACAUUCGCACUAGGUCCACGUCCGAGUCUCGUUCCGUCGUUCUCUCGAAUUACAGCAUGAUAAAUUAGAAACGUCCUAAAAGUAGAAUUAAAGGGGCCAAGCAAUUAUUUAAAGGGGUAAAACGGUGAAAAUGAGUGAUAAGUGUGCGGUGUGUAGUGAACCGGCGGAAUUGAAAUGUUCCGCUUGUAAAUUAGUGUCUUACUGUGGAAAAGACCACCAGAAAAAACACUGGAAAGAACACAAAAAUCUGUGCCGACCUAUUGAGAUAAAAGAUGAUCCUGAAAUCGGAAAAUGCUUGAUUGCUACCAGAGAUUUAAAAGUGGGGGAUAUCAUCCUCUCGGAACUUCCCCUUGUUUACGGCCCCAGACCCCACAUGGUAGAAGAAGGUCCUGUUCCCUGUCCCGGUUGUUGCCGGUUAAUUAUCGGGGAACAGUCGGCGAGAUGUGAAGGCUGCGAUUUUCCAAUUUGUAAUCCAGGAUGCGAAGGUCUAAAAGACAUGGAACGACAUGGGCACGAAUGUUGUGUACUUGGAUUAAGGGACGUUUCCGCAAUUAACGGACUGCACGAAUUCUAUCGUCAAGACGCACUUCUUGCCCUAAGAUGCAUACUGCUUCAGAAAAGACAUCCGAAAAGAUUCGCUCAACUUUUAGAAAUGGAAAGCCACAUGGAUAAACGCGGAGAGGGCACCGACAUUUACAGGGACGUGGAUCAACGAAUCGCAGACUAUCUCAUCAGCAACUUUUUCGAUCCGAUGCGCAUCCUGGAGGGGCGCACAGGAAAACAAGUCAUGACGGAAGUGUCCCGUGAAGUGAUCCACAAAGUGUGCGGUAUCAUAGACGUGAACGCCUUGGAAAUCAACCAGGAUGCAGAGGUUUCGGCGAUUUACCCCACCGCCUAUUUGAUGGAGCACAGUUGUUUACCCAACACUGCUCACAUCUUCGACGGUGCGGCCGGCUCUUACAAGAUUACGAUCAGAGCAGCUUUGCCUAUUAAAAAAGGCGACCACAUUACCACGAUGUACACCCAUGCGUUGUGGGGCACUCAAGCUAGAAGGGAGCAUUUGAGGGAAACGAAGUACUUUUCGUGCAAAUGCCAGAGAUGUUCUGAUCCCACGGAACUUGGUACCUACUUGAGUGCAUUGAAAUGCAUGGGUAUGAAUCCGGAUGAGCCUUGUGGAGGUAUUCAAUUGCCGUUGAAUCCUUUGGAUGAUAACACCGAAUGGGCUUGUGAUAAGUGUGAUGUUAAGUUGACCAAUCAGGAAGUCUACUUUUUGACGAAUCAAAUAGGAGAAGAAGUGGAUAAUGUACAGUUGUCAAAUCCAACUGUAAGAGAAUUGGAUACACUUUUGACUAAACUUUUGAACUUCCUCCACCCGAACCACUAUCAUGCAUAUUCAAUUAAACAUUCUUUAAUUCAACUUUAUGGUUAUCAACAAGGUUACAUGCCCAAUCAAAUCACAGAUGAUUGUCUUGUCAAAAAAGCUGUUAUGUGCAGAGAAUUAUUAGAAAUUACUAAAAAAAUAGAUCCAGGAAAUGCCAGACUUCCUUUAUACACUGGUGUGAUUUUGCAUGAACUUCAUCUGGCCAAUAUGAUUUUAAUCAAACGAAAAUGGGAUUUGGGCAUGAAAACAAGGGUGAAGUCGAUAAUCAUUAUGCUGAAAGAAUGCAAACGUUGCUUACAAGAAUGUAAAAACGUUCUGAAAUUUGAACUAACCACUCCAGCAGGAGAAAAACUGAACAACAUCAUCGACACCUCCACUAAAGAGUUCUACAAGUUCGUCGAAAGAAACAAAAUUGAUUUAAACCAAGAGGUUGAAAAGUAAUUUAUUCUCUUUAUUAAAUAACAAUAAAACUGCUUUGUAUUUACUCACAAACAUUUAUUAAACAUA
Aethina tumida (small hive beetle) is the source of this 2021-nucleotide messenger RNA. RefSeq names its product SET domain-containing protein SmydA-8-like. NCBI's taxonomy places the organism in Eukaryota, Metazoa, Arthropoda, Insecta, Coleoptera, Nitidulidae. The transcript has 6 exons. Gene Ontology annotation, molecular function: protein binding. The record is from RefSeq and is a predicted model, not a curated record. The coding region runs from base 264 to 1955 and encodes 563 amino acids.